AUGGUUUCUGCAGUGAAUGAGUAUAUUCUAAGUCAAUUUCCAGGAGAUGCAGUGGCAUAUUUCAGCGCAGAUUCUAUUGAGAUGGACCCUGGGAAGGAGGGAGUUGUGGAUGCUGAUUAUUCAACCGAGUUUUUGAACAACCUCAAGAUUGGAAACUUUCCAGACCAUCAGCUGGAACUAAAAGUUGGGUGUCCAGUCAUUCUAUUACGGAAUAUGGAUCAAACUGUUGGCCUUUGUAAUGGUACUAGAAUGGUUGUGAAGACUUUGGGUAAAUGGUUCAUUGAGGUGGAGAUUUUGACAGGUACCAAUGUCGGUGAUCGCGUCUUCCUCCCCAGAUUGACAUUAUCAACCCAUUACAAGAGUCUUAAUUUCACCCUCAUUAGAAGGCAAUACCCUGUUGCUCUUUGUUUUGCCAUGACUAUUAACAAAAGUCAGGGUCGAACACUAGCCAAUGUUGGUUUAUGUCUUCAAAGACAAGUUUUUAGUCAUGGUCAGCUAUAUGUUGCAUUGUCAAGAGUUACUACAAGGCAAGGAUUGAAGAUUUUGAGUGCCAAUGAGAAUGGAGAGGAAGGCACUUCAAUGGUGAACAUAGUAUUCCCAGAAAUAUUUGAUUGA
This is a messenger RNA of Linum tenue, 615 nucleotides long. The record is from the annotation of a GenBank genome assembly. NCBI's taxonomy places the organism in Eukaryota, Viridiplantae, Streptophyta, Magnoliopsida, Malpighiales, Linaceae.